Metopolophium dirhodum (rose-grain aphid) is the source of this 1786-nucleotide messenger RNA. RefSeq names its product oxidized purine nucleoside triphosphate hydrolase-like. The record is from RefSeq and is a predicted model, not a curated record. Gene Ontology annotation, biological process: DNA protection. The transcript is spliced from 7 exons. Gene Ontology annotation, molecular function: 8-oxo-7,8-dihydroguanosine triphosphate pyrophosphatase activity. Lineage: Eukaryota; Metazoa; Arthropoda; Insecta; Hemiptera; Aphididae. The coding region runs from base 734 to 1678 and encodes 314 amino acids.
UGUUGGUUUUAUAUAAUAUGAUCACAUGUCUCACAAUCAAUUUUGCUUGUUAGGUUUCAGAUCUAAUUUGUAUGAUAUGUCCAUAUCUUUGACUAAUAAUUAUUAUUUGGUUAUUGAUAUUGAGAAAUGUUUUCUAUUAGGUAUUUAUAACAUAGGUACUACUAGCUAUAACAGCUAGUUAUAACUAGUUACAGCUAUUUAUAAUCCUAUUAAUCUCCAAUUAUAGAAGGCCCCACAUUCAAGAAAAUUCAGGGGAGCAUUAAGUAUUUUUACCUUAAAAAUAACAUGAUUUCAACUGUAACUACACCAAUAAUAUAUUAUCAAGGAGUAUCGAUUUAUAAAAUUCUAUAAAAUUAUAAAUUAUCAAAUUCAAAAAUUACAGUUGAAGAUGAUAAAGGGUUAGACCAUAGGUGCAAAUUGACUACAUUUUUUAUGGGGACUCAAGCCCCCUACCCAUGGGCCAAAUUGCUUAGUACCACAGAAUAUAAAAAUUAGUACUAAUAACUAGAUUUUGAACUGGGGGGACAUGACCGACAUUUAGGGGAACUAAGUCCCUCCAGAACCCCCCCCCCCCCAUUUUCGUUAAUGGUUAAGACCUGUUAUCCCUUAAUUAUGGCCCCUUGAUGCUUAUUAAUGAACGACCCCACAGGACAGUGGGCCAGUCUGCCUCUGAGCUAUAGUGAUAGACACUAUUGAAUUUUUUAUAAUAAAAUUAACACUGGAAAAAUAAAAUAUGUUAUCUUAUCCUACAUAUUUUGAGCUUUAUCCUCGUAAAUUGAUGACAUUAACUUUCAUAAUCAAAAAUGAUGAAGUCUUAUUGGGUAUGAAAAAUCGUGGUAUGGGAAAAGGUAAAUGGAAUGGAUUUGGCGGCAAAAAGGAACCCAAUGAAACAAUUUUUGAUGCUGCCAAACGAGAGGUAAAAGAAGAAUGUGGAUUGGAUGCCAUAUCUAUGAAAAAAAUUGGUAUUAUAGAUUUUGAGUAUAUUGGAUCAAAUGAAAUUUUGGAAGGCCAUAUAUAUUUAUGUGAUAAAUUUAAAGGUCACAUAGUUGAAUCAGAUGAAAUGGCACCAAUAAAGUGGUUCAAAAUUAAUCAAUUUCCAUUGGACAACAUGUGGGUUGAUCAUAAAUGUUGGUUUCCUAUGGUAUUAAAACAAAUUCCAUUUAAAGCACAUUUCAAGUAUUUAGAUGAUGAUACCAUCGUGGAUAGUACCAUCAAUUUAUUAAGCAUUCUCAAAAAGACCAAAGAAAUUUUGGUUAAUGUUAUUGUUAAAAAAGAUAACAAAAUACUUAUUUCUAAUAAUAUUGAAGAAUCUAAAAUCUUUACACAGCAUCAAAAAGUUACAAAAGGAGAGUCUUUGGAAAAUGUAGCCUUAAGAUAUUUAAAAAGUAAUUAUGAAAUAACUAUUGAUGAGGUACCAAAGAUGGCUGUUGUUAAUGUUGAACUCACUGAUAUCUAUUCUAAGCCAUCUAUAAUUCAAGAACUCCAUAUGUUUGUUUUGGACGUUUCAAAACUAAAAAAAUUUACAUUAACAAAUGAUCAUCGAUGGACCGAUAUAAACAACAUACCAUUUUUUACAGAUAAAAAGUUUUUGUCAACAUUAUUUAAGAUGAAACCAUUUAAAGCAUAUUUUCUAAUUAACAAUGAUGACAUUUUAUGCAGCAAAUAUUACAACAAUUAAUCAAUAUCAACUACAAUGUUAUUAGCUUACAAUUAUUUAAACAGUUUGGACUUAGAUUAUUUAGAUAUAUGGAGUGCUAUUUACAUUAAAUUUACAUCAUAUUGUGUA